CUGCGCAAAGUCGGCAAACCGACUGUACACAUCACUUGCCCACUCUAUCCGUUAUUAUGUCUAUGGCGGAGAGGAGAUUAGUGGUCGCAAUCGAGACGCGAACACCAAUCGACGUAUCGUCGAGUGAUUUGUUCAGUAGCCAACUUCGGGGCGUCGGGGAAAGAUCAAUUAUUCUCAACAGAAAGAGGCACGUCUCGUUCGUGUCAACAUCAGCUGUCGUUUCGCUCUCGUGUGAAAUGACAGUUGUGCCGAGGAUGUGUCCACCAAUUCGGUUGAAUAAUAAUCACGUGCGUGAGUGAGAGAGCGGCAUCAAUCCUGUAAAUCGGAUAUUACAUCCAAAACGAGGAGGAAGAUCGCGAACGAAUAAGUAAAAGGUGUGUGAUACCUAUAAAGCUGCAGAAAAAUGAACGGGAGUCUGGAUAUGAUUCGGGGUCCGGAACAGCACCCGUCCCGAUUUGCGGAUUACUUUGUCAUCUGUGGAUUGGAUCAGGACUCGGGCCUGGAGCCGGACAGAUUUUUCGGCGACUCGCUGCAAUCCACACCCCUCGACAGAGCUUACAAAGGGACAGUUCUGGGUCACUACCCGGACUCCGUGCCCUGGAACCACUUUGACAAGCACGCUGUCUGCAUGCUUUGUUUACCCAGCGGCCUGAGGUUCCGUACCCAAAAGCACUCUAUCGAACCUUCAUUUCACUCGUUUGUACUCACCAAAGAAGAUGGCCAUCGAACCUAUGGUUUCAGUCUUCUGUUCUACGAGGAGUGUCGCAACAAAAAAAUAUGCCAUGCUAUGCAGACCCUUCAAUCUAUGCACAUCACCGAACUGAGCAGCGGACAGAACGGCACUCCACCUAUCCCCAGGAGAGGACAAGAUGGUCAUAACACAAGAUCCCUACCAAGACAUUUCAAAUUAUCCGCUCACUCACCAGGCGCAGCUCUCGGCUACUACGAUUAUACCAAAGAUAAACUUCUGGUCACAAAGUCUAUCUCACUACUGUGCCAGCAGCCGUACCUCCACGCCGCUCGUACCUUUCUCACCAAUCUUUACAAAUGCGUCCCAAGACAUCCGGGUCCUGGUCUUAGCUUAGAGUCUUAUGUAUACAAUCUUCUUUAUAAUGUACCAAUACCUCUUCCUGGUAAAUCUCUCAAGUUUUUUGUACCAAACGACGAGCCAGCUAAGGUGCCGCUAGAGCUCGUCAUACAUCAGCCAACUUUGCCAGAAGAGUUGCCAAUGCUUGACUAUCCGCUCAAGGAUGUAUUUUCGUGGCUUGGAGUCGACUGCGUAAUACAACUGUUCACUUGUUUGUUAUUGGAGAAUCAAGUACUAUUGAGAAGUGCUGAUUUUCAGAAACUCAUGGUUGUCUCGGAGUGCAUUACUGCCCUUCUGUUCCCAUUCUCUUGGCAGCAUGUGUACGUACCAAUAUUGCCGGCUAGUUUACACCACUUUCUAGACGCUCCGGUACCUUUCGUCAUGGGGUUACAUGCUCAAAGUGAAGGAGGCAAUUUGAAAAUUGCUAGUGAAGCAAAUCUGUGUUACGUAGAUAUAGACAAACAAAGUAUCCAAUUACCCGAAGAGUUACCGGUGUUUCCUCACAGGUUGCAAUUCAUUACUGAAAUUAGAGAUUUACUAAAUAAAUUCAAAGUGCCACAUCCCGAUAAGACUGACAAUAUGGCCAUCAAUUAUUUUAACGGAGAUAUCAUGACCAGUAGCUUGACUCUUCCUGGGUCAGGAUUUCACCAUCCUAGAAGAAAACAUUCUUUGCACGACGUUUUGGAUUGGGACAGGCCAGACCCUGAACCACACUCCGAAACGUUGCAAAGAAUAGUUGACAUUGUCAAGAGGACAGGAGUAAACUUGGGUGAUAUUGACUCUGUCGACAAAACGACGAAAGAAAAGAUACUCACUGCACAAGAAGAGUACCACGAUACUCUCAUCUUCAAUAAUGCUCUGAGAGAAAUAUUUCUGAAUCGUUUCGUACAGAUAUUCUCAAGCUAUGAACAUUUCGUCAUUCAACCAAGCCAGGACAAAGAAGAAUGGUUGUGCAACAGAGACAGUAUGCAUGUCUUUGACAAGGCUACGUUUUUGUCUGAUCAGCCUGCCCAGCAUUUGCCCUUUCUUUCACGAUUUUUGGAAUCUCAGAUGUUUGCGUCGCUUGUCGAUAAUAAAGUUUUAGCUGCUUGGAGCGAGUUGGAUCCUAACAUCAGAGUCUUUGAUCAAAGAAUAUCCCAACUAAAGCAAAAAGUUGGUGAGGGAAUAGUGAGAUCGCCUUGCUAUGAGGCCUGCCAAGCUGUAACUGCGACGCAGAAACUCCUUGAACAACGACUGAACAACGUCGAGUUGGAGGCUGUUCCACCGACCGAAAUUCUUCCUCACAGAGCAGCUUACUUUCGAAGUUUUCCACUCCUCGACGGUGUCGCCUUGAAUAAAGAACCAACGCAGAGUCUACUUCGCAGUCGGAGGGGCCAAAAACAAUGGAAGUAUAAAAUGAAAAUGAUUGAAGCAAGUGGAAAGCUACAAACUCCGCAAGAAUCUCAGUCCCCCCGACCACAAACUAAGUUUUCCACUGACAUGAGCCCAGCACUGAUUGCACAAGCCAAUUGGACUUUUGUGGAAAAAUUGCUCAAGGACUGUAAGUCCAAAACGAAACGAAUGCUGGUAGAGAAAAUGGGUUCUGAAGCAGUAGCACUUGGUCACGGUGGUGAAUUCCUUUCGGAUGUUGAAGAAAAUACUCUGGUUGCCAGCCUCUGCGACCUUUUGGAACGCGUAUGGAGUCACGGGCUGCAAAACAAGCAAGGAAAAAGUGCUCUCUGGUCACAUCUGACCACUUAUCAAGAACUAGAUGAGUGUAAUGAUGCGACGAAAAGUAUAGACCCCAAUUUUUUAACUCCAGAUAUAGUUGAGAAAUCAUCGAAUAAGUUUUUUGGGUUCCCGGAUCUCUUGGUUUCAUCAAUUAAGAGCAGUAACAUAUUUGAAAUUGCUUCAUAUCUGAAGGAGAACUUUAAUGAUUUAUCUAACUUGGCACUAGAAACAGAAGUUUCUCCAACAAGAGGAAGAGAGAGGCACAAAUCUUCUGGGGAACGAAAAUCCGUUGGUCCAGAGCAUUUAAGACCUUUGCCAGACUCUUUGAUCUUCGAUAUAAGAAAUGUCCAAGCAAUGACAGACAUUAAAACUCACAUCGGUUAUGCUAGAGCAUGGGUCCGUCUUGCAUUGGAAAAGAAAUUGCUGUCGAGGCAUUUGAAGACUUUGCUAUCAGACACGGCAUUAGUCAGGAGUCAAUACAAACGUUCGGCCUUUUUACGAUGUGAAGAAGAAAAGGAGCAGUUCCUGUAUCAUCUCUUGACACUGAAUGCUGUCGAUUACUUCUGCUUUACAAAUAAUUAUCCGACAACAAAAUUGCCAUACCGAGUGGUAAUAUUUCCUAGUAGGAAAGCCAGCGCUGCUACAACGACAGCUAAUAGCUGGGUUGCUAUAUCCGGUACCUUGUGCGAGACGAAUCCUGUUUCCAUCCCAAAGGGUGCAUUAGAAUUCGUCUUUCAUCACAGAAACUUGGGGGUACUAUCGACGUUAAGGAUAGGCCACGAUAACACAGGACUCUCUCCAAAGUGGAUGGUUGAACACAUAGUCGUUCGUAAUGAGGUAACUGGACACACGUUCAAAUUUCCUUGCGGUCGAUGGCUGGGUAAAGGAAUAGAUGAUGGAUCCACUGAAAGAUUACUGGUCGGAGCUUUGGUGCCCAAGAGUAUCGACAAUGAAGAACUUGUCGAAUCUUGUUCUACUCCACCCAGAUGCCGUUCACCUAGCAUUCCGAGAAGAAUAACGCUGACACAUAUUGAACUGCAGCAUAUGCUUGGAGAGGCAGUUAAUGCUAUCGUCAAAUUUCACUACAGAAGAGAACCUCAAGAUGGUUCAUUAACUGCACUGCUGUGUGGGGAGAGCGGCCUUGUUCCUUCUCUUGAGCAAACGUUUCUAUUUGGAUUUAAGAGCCAAAGAUUGUUUGGGAAAAAUCUUUACGUUUGGGAUUACUUCGUGCGGGUGAAGGAAAAUUUUGAAAUUUCUCUACUCGAGGAAAUGGAUGAAUAUUCACAAAGGCUUAGUAGAGACAGAAGGGCUCUGACAGAGAAUAAUCAACGGUUUAACAUUUUAAGAAGCUACUGUCACCUUAUCGAUCAAAUAAACACAUGUAGUCAAGCUUUGGGCAAAGAUGGAAAGUUUCAGUUAUUCAUCUGUCUGGGAGCUAGAGAACAUCUUCUGCAUCGCAUGUUGAGUCCGAUGAGCGAAGCAAGGUCAACAGUAGACAUGUAUGAGGAAAUAUCUUUCUUGAGGAGUCCUCAGCUGCUCACUUUCCUCAUCCAGAUACUGGAACCAUUAGACGAGUUUCACAUUGUUCUCGAGAAAAGCCUGACUCAAGGGAUUUCGAGUAUCUGCUAAUCGUGCAUUUCACAUUCCAUGUUCAAAGAGAGUGAGCAUAACGUGUUUGUGUUAUAGUGGUAUAUACAUACUUUGUGUUAUUCUCGAAAACUUAGAAGAUACUGGGAUUGUUGAGAAUUGAUUUCCGAAAAGCGUGUGAAAAAUGGAAUAAGAUUUUAGAUCAUUAUUUAUUUAUUAUUUAAAUCGUAAGGCAUGAUUGGAAUUCUAUAUUUUAGACAACCUUUACUUUUAAUAUGAUGAGAAACUUGAAUCGAUGAUCGCGUAGCAUUGGUUUUUCUUUCACUCAUUUUUAUAAGACAAUAUUAUUUCAUUUCACGGAAUAAUAAGAGAAAGGAAGAAUUCUGUUCUCCUAUUUUACCUGAUUUUACUUGCCGUGAUGAUUGACAUAAAUGCCGAAGACAAUGUGUUAGGUGAUAUUUGUAGGUAAAUAAAAUGUUAGUUAGUAUGUAACCGAUCCCAUGUACCAAAGAUGUUAUUAUUGUUACUACGUUCGUCAAGAUUGUGAUGACAUGCCACAAAAUCUACACAUGACAUUAGUCUUAGGGUCUUUUAGAUAUAGUUUUGUUCUCUAUAUUUUUUUUCUCACUCUUUGUUAGCGUGUGUACAUAGUAGGUAGGAAAUUAAUAUACAUACUGCAGAUUCGGAUAUUCUCAUAUUAUGACGACGGGUUUUUUGCAUUCAAAUGUCUGCGUUUUUUUCUACACACUUUGACAAUGAUCAAAAGUAAUACUUCAAAUAGUCGAAUUAACGUUGUUGAUCACAUAAAAUAUCAUCGCAUCUUCACGGACAUGUAUUAUUGGCAGUCAAUAACCUGUAUGGAAGAAACUCAAUGAUAGAUAAAUUUUACAAGCAAUAAUUAGUUAUUAUGAUCUUAAUUCAAAACCGACUGGCUACUACUUUACUCGUAAUCAAAUAAAUUUGUCAGUUUACCAUAGAACCUGUAUAGAUAAUUAUGAUCUGUAUAUUCCUCAUGACUUUUUAUUUUUCUGUAUUGUAACAGAUAUACUUAGAAGUCAGUGGUGUCAGUUUUAUAAAUACUCCAAUUUUUUUAUGUGAGUUUCUACAUUGAAUAAUCAAUUACAGUCUAACAAUGAGGCGUAAUCGAAAGCACAAUAAAAUUAGAGCGAAAGUAUCAAUUGCAAACGCGGUGAUAUAUUCAUAUAGAUAGUUUAAUUUCUUUGUAUAUGCAGAGCACAUAUUAUUCGAAGAGUCCCUGAUUAAAGCCUUAAUAAGAUAUCAAAUAAUACUAUGGAAUGGGAAUCAAAAGUAAGAUGGAAGAACGUACACGAAGAAAAACUUAGAACAAAAAAAAAGAGAAAUAGCAAAUUAUACUCGUAAGAGGAUAGAACUGUCGUGAUUUAUCGUGAUCUGUCGUGAUACUUGAUCUAUAGCAUCGUGCAAUAUCUUAUUGGGAUUCUCAAACAAGUUGUACACCCCCGUGUUAUGUACCCCUAGCAGUAAUGCGCUGCAAUAUUGUAUUGCUAAAAGACUUCAAUUAGAAUACGCAUACGAAUCAAUCUGACAAUUGAGAAAUUACCGUUUCACUAUCAUGCAUUCACAUCGAGUUUGGCUUUACGUAACUCCGAUAUAUACCUGCAUCGCAAGACGGUCAAAUUCAUUCAAAUUUCAAAAUAAAUUAUGGCGACAUUAUUAUCACAUACAACGUGUGAAGUUAGAUUGAUUGGUUAGAUUUAAUGGGAAUUGAAGUCGAUAAUGAAAGCAAGGCAGCAAUCUGCGGACUUGUUUUCUAUCCAUUUAAUGUUUGACCGUGUAGCAAAGACUGCCGAAGAUUUGUCAUAUCUUUCAAAUUAUCAAGAACGUGUCUUUUCGGUCCUGCCAACUAUGACAAUAAUAUUCUUGGUAACACAUAGAAUUGUGCUGCAAUAAUCCUAUGUACUAAUCAUCAGUUUAUGUAGUUUUGUUGAGCGUUAUCCUUGACAUGACUGUUCUGAGAGAUCGAUACUUCGUCAUAAUCUUUUGAAGUUCAUCAACAAAAACUUUAUACUAUUAGUUUGAAACCUGCUCUCGUCUAACUAUUAUCUACGUUAAAUCAGUAAAGCAAAACUGACUCCAUAGACUUAUGUUUUAUUGCCGUAUCAAUUAUCUUUGCGAAUUUCCCGGGGAUAGGGCUGGUAAUGAUGCAGCUCCUCCUAAGUUCUUGAAGCUGUUUUCUGAAAUUAUCACUGCUUGGUCACUUUAGCAAUCCUGUAAUAACACUGCUUAUUAUGAACAUCAUAGCCAUUAUAACUUACUUUUUCCACAUCAUUUGCAAACACAAAGGAUCUUGCUCGGAUCUAAAAUCGUGGAAGCAAGUUCAAUGCAGUCAUUAUGUAACGCAUAAUUUAUUGUAAAAACUGAGUAAAUACAGAUUUUGCAUAAUAUAUAAAGGACCAAAUCAACAAUACUUGACCAAUACGUACUCUUUUGUAAACAUAAUAAGUCUCGUUUGUUAAAACUUAUAGCUGAAUACACAAGGCAAAGUCUGAAUGGAGUCACACUUUAGAGAAAAACGUGUUUUAACUGUUAUAAGACGAAAGUUGAAGCGCCGGAAAUGCUUACAUCAAUGGCAUUUUAUUUAUUCAGAUUUUUAAGUUUCGUAACGACGUGAUCAUUUCAGCAUCAGUAUGCAUAAUAUCUCAGUUUCAGCACUAAAUGAUCGCACUCAUUUUCUGUUCAUAUGACCGCGUAUAUUGUAUGAUGAACGUCUAUGUGAUGCCUUUCACGCAUAGUUACUAGAUAAUAUUUGAGAUUAUUCUAUUUGAAACUUGUUUGUUCCUUACUCGAAACCUCGUGAUUGUUCUUGUACAUACAUCACUUCUGAUGGAAAUAGUGGCGAAGACAUAGUCUACGCAAAUCUUACGGAAAUUUAAAUGAUAUUUCUGUAUGUAUAUAAUGUAGCUUAAGAAGCAACUGUACAGUGAAAUAAAUGACUAUAAAUUACGACAAAA
Molecule: messenger RNA, 7374 nt
Organism: Neodiprion virginianus
Lineage: Eukaryota; Metazoa; Arthropoda; Insecta; Hymenoptera; Diprionidae
Gene: pns
Product: DENN domain-containing protein 5B
Exons: 20
Coding region: 404-4426 (1340 amino acids)
Molecular function (GO): guanyl-nucleotide exchange factor activity; small GTPase binding
Source: RefSeq, a predicted model, not a curated record